Molecule: messenger RNA, 753 nt
Organism: Empidonax traillii (willow flycatcher)
Lineage: Eukaryota; Metazoa; Chordata; Aves; Passeriformes; Tyrannidae
Product: 26S proteasome non-ATPase regulatory subunit 4
Exons: 5
Biological process (GO): proteasome-mediated ubiquitin-dependent protein catabolic process
Cellular component (GO): nucleus; proteasome regulatory particle, base subcomplex; cytosol
Molecular function (GO): polyubiquitin modification-dependent protein binding
Source: RefSeq, a predicted model, not a curated record
GAGGCCAACACGGACAAGCUGACGUCGUUCAUCAACGCCCUGAACGGCAAGGACGGCAGCGGCUCCCACCUGGUGACGGUGCCCCCCGGGCCCAGCCUGGCCGACGCCCUCAUCAGCUCCCCCAUCCUGGCGGGCGAGGGGGGGGCCAUGCUGGGCCUGGGCGCCAGCGACUUCGAGUUCGGGGUGGACCCCAGCGCUGACCCCGAGCUGGCCCUGGCCCUCAGGGUGUCGAUGGAGGAGCAGAGGCAGCGCCAGGAGGAGGAGGCUCGAAGGGCAGCGGCCGCCUCGGCUGCCGAGGCUGGGAUCGCGGCCACCGCCGGGGAUGAGUCGGACGAUGCCCUGCUCAAGAUGACCAUCACCCAGCAGGAGUUCGGCCGGGCGGGGCUGCCCGACCUCAGCUCCAUGACGGAGGAGGAGCAGAUCGCCUACGCCAUGCAGAUGUCCCUGCAGGGGGCUGAGUUCGCCCCGGCGGAGGCGGCCGAGGUGGAGAGCUCUGCCAUGGACACCUCGGAGCCUGCCAAGGAGGAGGACGACUAUGACGUGAUGCAGGACCCCGAGUUCCUGCAGAGCGUCCUGGAGAACCUGCCCGGCGUGGAUCCCAACAACGAGGCCAUCCGGAAUGCCAUGGGAUCCCUGGCCUCGCAGGCUUCCAAGGAAAACAAGGACAAGAAGGAGGAGGACAAGAAAUGAUCCCCCCCACGUGGGAUCUGCUGGAUCUGCUGGAAUGGGACAAUAAAGGUUUUUCCCAGGGAA